Aspergillus bombycis is the source of this 1092-nucleotide messenger RNA. Its product is annotated as glutathione-independent formaldehyde dehydrogenase. Gene Ontology annotation, molecular function: zinc ion binding; oxidoreductase activity. The transcript is spliced from 3 exons. The record is from RefSeq and is a predicted model, not a curated record. NCBI's taxonomy places the organism in Eukaryota, Fungi, Ascomycota, Eurotiomycetes, Eurotiales, Aspergillaceae. The coding region runs from base 1 to 1092 and encodes 363 amino acids.
AUGACCGUCUUGAACGAGACAAUGCGAGCCGUUGUUUGGCAGGGGCAACCAUUCAAUAUUUCUGUCCUUGAUGUACCGAAGCCAACCAUCUUGAACCCUACCGAUGUCAUUGUUCGGAUGUCAAGGGCAGCUAUCUGUGGAUCUGACUUGCACAUUUAUCGUGGCACAAUGGAAGGACAGGUCCUGCCCGUCGGCGUGGGUCACGAAGGAGUUGGAUAUGUAUCUGAGGUUGGGUCACUCGUAGGGUCUCUAAAUAUCGGGGAUCCCGUUAUCGUGCCCUUUACGAGCCCUGAUGGCCAUUUCGAUACUUCUCUCACUCCUAUCCCGUACGCGGCGUUCGGUAACGGAGGGACCCUGGGUGGAACACAAGCGGAAUAUCUGAGGGUUCCCUUUGCCGACGAGGGCCUAAUUCCUAUUCCUAACGUAAACUAUACUGACCCGGCCACUAAUGAGACUGUUUCCCUACUCAAUGACUAUGUAAUGUUAUCUGACAUUUUCGCGACUGGCUGGACCGCUCUUGAUUUUGCCGACAUGCAACCAGGCGACACAGUAGCCGUCUUUGGAGCCGGACCCGUUGGACUGAUGGCUGCAUAUUCGGCAGUACUGCGUGGCGCAUCACGCGUUUACAGCAUUGACUAUGUGUCAGAGCGUUUACGGCUUGCUGAGUCGAUUGGAGCAAUCCCAAUCAACUUUCGAGAUACAGACCCAGUCGACCAAAUCAUGGCCUUGGAACCGAAUGGCGUUGCUCGAAGUCUCGACUGCGUGGGCUUCGAACAGGUCAAUCGAAACCUGACCGUGCAGUCGGAUGUCAUCAUCCAGAACAUCAACACUGCAAGUCAACCUCGGGCUUCCACCAUCCAUACUCACUUUAAUCUUUCCCUGGCGGACUUUUGGAGCAGGGGAUUCCACUGGGGGGCCGGCAUCUCCAGGCCUUUGGACCUUGCACCGCAACUCCUGCAGCUGGUCGCAUCGGGCAAGGCCCGGCCGGGGUUCAUCGUUAGCGAUGUUAUAGACAUCGAAGACGCACCGGCAGCCUACGCGAGGUUCAAUAACCACAGCGCUACAAAGGUUGUUAUUAACUUCGAUCAUUGA